Messenger RNA from Bufo gargarizans (Asiatic toad), 355 nucleotides. RefSeq names its product gastrula zinc finger protein XlCGF66.1-like. The transcript is spliced from 4 exons. The record is from RefSeq and is a predicted model, not a curated record. Lineage: Eukaryota; Metazoa; Chordata; Amphibia; Anura; Bufonidae. Gene Ontology annotation, biological process: regulation of DNA-templated transcription. The coding region runs from base 13 to 342 and encodes 109 amino acids.
CUCACCAACAAGAUGAUUGAGCUGCUGACUGGAGAGGUUCCUAUAAGGUGUCAGGAUGUCACCAUCUAUUUCUCCAUGGAGGAGUGGGAGUAUGUAGAAGAACACAAGGAUCUGUACAAGGAUAUCAUGAUGAAGGAUCAGUUGCCCCUUACACCACCAGUUAAGGAAGAGAGAAAAACACCGGAGAGAUGUCCCAGUCCGUUUCUUCCACAGGAUGGUUCAGAAGAACAUCACAAUGUCACACAGGAUGAUCAGGUCCAUCAACCAUGUCUAUUUGUGUGUCCUCUGUCCAACUGGCAGCCUCAUGCGAGUUAUCUCCUGCGAGUGUUAACGAGAAAUUAAACGUCAAGCCUCA